Messenger RNA from Camelina sativa (false flax), 1520 nucleotides. Its product is annotated as non-structural maintenance of chromosomes element 4 homolog A-like. Lineage: Eukaryota; Viridiplantae; Streptophyta; Magnoliopsida; Brassicales; Brassicaceae. The record is from RefSeq and is a predicted model, not a curated record. Gene Ontology annotation, cellular component: nucleus; Smc5-Smc6 complex. Gene Ontology annotation, biological process: DNA repair.
CAAUCUGCCGUUAGGGUUUUCAAUUUCUCUUUUUUCCACUUCUUCUUCUUCAUUUCGCUUCUCCUUGUUCGAUAAUUCUGAAAUCACCAUGAAGAGGACGGUGAAGCGAGAAAGAGAACCCACCGGAAACAGCGGUGGCGGAAGAGAAGCCGACGACGAAGAGCCCGAGCGAUUGAGGUCUGUGAAGAAGGAGAAACAGAGAAAAACCGGAGAUGGCUCCGUACGUAUCGACGAACCUCCUCCGACUCAGGAAGAAGAAGAACAAGGGAUUUCUGAUCGGAGAAUUCUCAGAUCUCAGUAUCUCGCUCUACAGACCAAAAUCAGCGAUUCUAAAGAUGAUUUGAUGAGGAUUGAUUCAGACAAAUUCACUAGAAUUAUUAAUGAAGUUGAGAACUUGCACCAGCACGUUCGGAAGCCAAGGGAGCAAAUUGCUGAUGCAGAGGCACUUCUUGAUAUAGCAAACACUUUAAUGACAUCUGUGAAGUCUCAGUCUACUCAUGGGGUUUCACCUGCUGAGUUUGUUAAUGCUUUGAUCAGUGGGUUUGGUCAGGGUUCUUUGGAAAUUGAUGCUGAUGAGACUGCUCAAGUGUCUAUGAAGUGGAAGGAUCUUGGGGUUGCUGUCUGUUCUACUGUUUUAGUUUCAUGUGGUUGUUCAACAAUGUUGGGACCUAUGGACACUGAACUGAAGCAAAAGAAGAGGGCUGCCAACAGAAAACGUACAAAGCUUGGUGAAGGCGUUCGUCCAGAUGAGGUAGAUGAUACACAAUCAGAAGAGAAGACUGAUACAGACAAGAAUAUGGCAAUAAUGUUUACCAUCUUGGGGCGAAAGAAGCGCGUGCGACUUGAGAAUUUGGUGCUCAACAGGCGGUCAUUUGCACAGACUGUAGAGAAUUUGUUCGCUCUAUCUUUCUUGGCUAAAGAUGGACGAGUUGAGAUUAUUGUCGAUAAAAAUGGUUCACAUUUCGCCUUACCAAGAAACGGACCUGCUGCAGACCUGGUGAUGUCGGGUGAAGUCACUUAUAACCAUUUUGUGUUCAGAUUAGAUUUCAAAGAUUGGAAGUUGAUGUCUGAAGUGGUUCCACUGGGUGAGGAGCUAAUGCCACACAGGGAAAUUGCAGUCGCUUCAUCAUCUUGUCCCUCUGCUCCAGCAGAUUUCACACAAGAUUCUCAGACGACACCAAUAAGAAAACUAUCGAGAAACCGAGGUUUGGUUGUACAAGAAGAAACUGUUGUAGAAGAUACUCCUGACAUCAAGGGUGAUGGAACUCGAAGGAGAUGUAAGCGGAGACUCACCCAAUCUUAAAGGAGUAUAUAGAGUAGAGAGAGAGAGAGAGAGAUAGAGAGAAAGAGAGAGAGAGAGUUGUAACUCUUAUUUCUGCUUCAUUUUGUGACAUUAAGUCAAUGUCUUCGUUGGCAUUGUUUUGUUCAUGGUAGGUUUUAGGCUUUUAGCAGUGCCAGUGGCUUUGUCUAAACUCUUAAAAGAAGCCAUGAAGCCUCUUUUGGCUUUCUUUCUUGUGUUA